AUGGAUGUGACUUUUGUGUUGGAGGAUGAGACAGAAUCCUGUAUUAGAGUGGAGUUGUCCGAGAACUUCCAAGAAAUCAAAGAAAGAAUAAAGAUAUCGAGGAACAUUCCCGUUGACCGACAAACUCUACUCUUCAAUGGUCAAGUUCUUCAAAACGAAGCCUUGUUCAUCGACUCUCACAUCUCUCAACUCUCUCGCGUUCAACUCUUGGUUCGGCCCAAAGAAAACGAGUAUGAUCUGCCACACUGGAUUAGGAGAGCGUCCAAACUAGAUACACAGGGGAUGCAAGAGAUGCUCUCGUCGAUUCCAGAACCACAAAACAUGUCGUCUACUAUGGACGCAUCGGUGGUGCUCACAGAAAAUCCAGACGAGAUAGAAGAGUUUGUUUCAUCGAUGAUUGACGAGCCGCCGGAGGGGCCGGUGCCGCAGUUUCCGCCGCCGAAUAAAGUGAUGUUCACGGUGAAAAGCUUGGAUAUGAAGCGGAAGCCUCUCCGGAUGGAAAUGUAUGUGAACGACACCGUUCUGCGGCUGAAGGAGGUGUUUAUCAGAACGAAGAGGCCUCGAAGGCUAAAGGUGAAGGAUAUGGUGGUGGUGAAUAAAGUAGGUGAUGAAUUGCAUGACCAUAUGUCUAUGCUGGAAUGUGGGAUGCUUAAUAUGUCACAUGUUUACGUGUGUAGACGAUCGGAACGAGGAGCUUUGGUUGCCGUUGAUCUCAAACAUGGGAAGAUGUUGAAGGUGAUGGUGGUUCCCAAUGGCGGAAUUCAGGAGAUACCCAUUGAGGUUAAUUCUCUUAGUUGUUUGGGAGAUUUGAGGUUUGAGUUGGAGAAGUUUCACAAACAUGUUCUUCCCGAAAGUUUUGGUUACUCUUUUACCAUCAAGAACGGUCUUCUGGCGACUGAAACAUAUUCGUUUGACACGUUAGGGAUUACAGAGGGUGACACCGUUGUAAUCAACCCUAAACAACUGUCCUUUCCUUCUUCUUAG
This is a messenger RNA of Vigna unguiculata (cowpea), 984 nucleotides long. RefSeq lists its product as uncharacterized. Gene Ontology annotation, molecular function: ubiquitin binding; proteasome binding; polyubiquitin modification-dependent protein binding. Lineage: Eukaryota; Viridiplantae; Streptophyta; Magnoliopsida; Fabales; Fabaceae. The record is from RefSeq and is a predicted model, not a curated record. Gene Ontology annotation, cellular component: cytosol; nucleoplasm. Gene Ontology annotation, biological process: proteasome-mediated ubiquitin-dependent protein catabolic process.